Cylicostephanus goldi is the source of this 808-nucleotide messenger RNA. Lineage: Eukaryota; Metazoa; Nematoda; Chromadorea; Rhabditida; Strongylidae. The record is from the annotation of a GenBank genome assembly.
CUUUUUUCUCCUUGGCUAUGGAAAGCCAUGAAAGUCAUUUUAGUAUCCACUCGACACAAACUGCACCUACUUCAUCGAGGGUAGUCCUGGACAACAGAUUCUGAUUCAUUUCGAACAGUUUGCUUUGUAUGUUGGAAAGGACGAAGAGGACAGAUGUAAAGAUUGGCUGGAAAUCUACGACGUAUUCCAAGACAAUGGUGAGGAGCGGCUGGUGCUUCAGGAACGCUAUUGUUCGGACACACUUCCUGGCCCCACCGUAUCUGCUUUUGGCGCCUACUCUAUGCGUGUUGUGUUCAGUUCAGACUCAAAAGGAAGUGGUAACGGUUUCAAAGCUUUGUAUGAAAUCCGUCCAGCAGCGAAGGAAGAUAUCCCAACUCAUGAAACAAAGGAAACCCGAGGUGAUGGAGCGUAUCGAUGUGGUAGAAGAAUUCGUGCUAGUGAGACGACACCAACUGGUUAUGUGAUGUCUCCCAACUAUCCGGUCAAAUAUAAUAAAGAUGUUCAUUGCGAUUGGGAGAUUAUAGCUAGGGAUGGAUACAAGAUUCUACUCACUAUGGUCAAAAUGGAAAUCGAAGGUGAAGUGACGGCAAAUAAGGCGCAUUGUCAAAAGGCCGUGAUUCGUGUAUCUGGUGCGCCUCGUCCUGAAUACUGCGGGACCAAUCAAAACGUUUUCACUCCAUUUGUGACGAAAAACAGCUCGGUGCGAAUUAGUUUUCUGACGAGUCCCGACAAAGUGAAUGGCCUGAAAGGCUUUAAUAUGAGCUGGACCGAAGUUCGAGAGGUUAAUGGUAGAAAUGAGCGAAUGUAG